AUGUCCCGCCGAAACACCCCACCCAAUACUCAAGCACAGACAAAAGCACCUAGACUCCAGCCGAAUUACAAGCAGCCGAAAACGCCAAACACGCGAGUGCAGGCUCCCGUUCCAGUCCCGCCGCAGACGGGGGACUAUGGCCAAGCAGCAUCGCCCAAUCCCCGCACGAACAGACACCCGAGCCAAAAUCCCGACAUCCCCACUACCGGCGCCACUGACCAAGACAAGCCGACCGACACCGGAACCUCGCUAGCGACAACGAACGCGGCUCUGGAUCCCGAAGCGAUCAAACACCGAUCGAUCAAACCCGCACCUCACAAGCCAGCGGCGCCGACAAUGGAAAGCGACGACGGUGAACCGGAGUGCGGAAAAGACGAGUCGAGCGAGCCAAGUAGUACCGCCGCUCGGCCAAGGCGGCCAAAACGCAAGCCGGGGGAACUCGUGCGUCGGAUGCGGCAAGUCGAACAUCCGAAGCAGCGGAGAUGGUCCGGUGUGUUCCUCCGGUGUGAGGAUGGGACGAGAGCGCGUGUACAAUGGAGCGUUCCCGUGACGGAAGCUUGCUUACCGCCCGUGACUUGCAAGGGGUGGUGA
Molecule: messenger RNA, 591 nt
Organism: Letharia lupina
Lineage: Eukaryota; Fungi; Ascomycota; Lecanoromycetes; Lecanorales; Parmeliaceae
Exons: 2
Coding region: 1-591 (196 amino acids)
Source: RefSeq, a predicted model, not a curated record